Chaetomium strumarium is the source of this 2754-nucleotide messenger RNA. RefSeq lists its product as uncharacterized. The transcript has 2 exons. Bases 1 to 2754 code for a protein of 917 amino acids. NCBI's taxonomy places the organism in Eukaryota, Fungi, Ascomycota, Sordariomycetes, Sordariales, Chaetomiaceae. The record is from RefSeq and is a predicted model, not a curated record.
AUGUCGUCGCCACCAACGCGACAUGGCCCAACAACACCCCCCAAAGAGCGAUCCAAAUCGCAAAACAGCAAGGCCGGCAUCCGCCUCGUCCCAUAUUCCCCGCCCAGGCUCGACCCGGAAGAGCGGGCGCCCAGUCAGACGUCGUCGCGCGAGAAUGCAGGCAGUCGAUCAUCUGGAAUUUACGAUGACCAGGCCAAUAGCGGAACCGACCGUACGAGACGCUCAAGCUGGAAGGAUGAGGUGACAGAGGGCCACGGUGCGAGCCAAGGGCCCGCAUUGUCGUCGCCUUCGGGCUCGGGUGCCUCAUUGGCGAAGUUCAGGGAUGAAAGGGUUUCAGGGGUGAAACCUUUGGCCAGCCCCUCGGGCGUGGGGCACGCUUAUCCAACCGCACGUCAUCUGAGAUCAGUAUCUGAAGUUUCAUUAAGUACCAUCACCGGCACCGGUCCCGAUGUGUCAGAGUCGCGGCGCUCCCGCGCCUCGUCAUCUGCCUCUUCCACACACGGCCGCCCACGAUCCUUGUCGCGGCGCUUGCGACUUGCCGUCCAUCCCAACGGAACCUUCUCUCUCGUGCCCGAAGAGCCGCUACCCGAGGCCUCUCCCAGCCUUACAUCGCCUCACCCGUCUUACGCUUCCAGAACUCCGAGCGCGCAAGACCGUCCGUCGAUCGACACGUGGAGCGACCGCCGCGCGAGCACGCCAUUGACAGGCGCAAGUACUGUCAUCCUUGACCAGAGCUUUUCGGAAGAGCCGCAUUCCACGUCAUCGUCCCGGGCAUCCUCAUCCACGCAACUCGCAGAAGAUUCCACUGCUACUACCUCAUCGCCCUGGAACUACCGCCUCAUUGGUGGCGUUCGGAAGGUGCCUUCGACCCCCGAGAAGAAGGGGAAGCAACCAGUGUACAACACAUCCACUUCAACGCCCGAGACGCAACUUGCUCCAUUACCGGAAGCUGCCACUACCCCUGGCGACGACGAGACUCCUACUCGGACGGUGGUGCCAAAGACAUCGUCUUCGUCCGUUGCAUCUAACCAGACAAUCGAGACAGUCUCAGAAGCGACAAACUACAAGGUGUAUGGCCCAGGAUCUAGUGCGCAGGACUCGAACGACAGCCUCGAUCUGAACCCUGCCAGUGCCUCGAACUGGGAAGUACUGGGCCAGUCGUCGCCGGCAUAUGCGAGCAGCCCCCCCGCGACCUCGCAUGGUGGGAACGAGAAUUACGUUUUGCACGGUGCGGCGUCAGAAUCGCCUUCGUCGUCUCUAGCCACCGUCGUCAGAAAGCCGCGCCCGGAGUACUCACAGGAGAGUUUGGUUGUCCCACCCCUGAGGCCGAUCAAAAAGAGGUCACACGAAAGAUUCGGGUACUACAAGCAGCGGUCGCGCGAGACCCUCCGAUCCCGUACCGGGUCUGUGCAGUCUCUCAAGAGCCUGUCGUCCAUAGUCACCAGCCAGGAUCCCUCUCUGGCGUUCGCAGCGGCGCCGGCGGUGCUCAACCUUGCGCAGUCAUCGUCUCAACGCUUCCCAUGGGCGCCACCACAGACGCCGGGAUCCGGUUCUUCCAGUCCCCAGGGCGCCCUCAUCCAGCGGCCAUCGGCCCCCGUCAUGUCGCACUCCCACCCUCACCAAUGGAGCUCUCAACUGUCGACGGUAAUGUCCGAGAGCGAGGGCGGCAGCGAUCCAGCUCGCUCUGUCUCCCCCUUGUCGUCGGAAGGCGCCGGACAUCACCGUCGACGCAGCAGCACUGGCUGGGUCAGUUCGAUGCACAGCCGCCAGAUGCCCAGCAUAUCCUCCUCAAUAGCCCUACAGCUCGACGAGGCUGCCGCUGCGUCAGGUAGCGACCCGCUCGACCGCCCGCGGCCAAGCCAUUCAAGAGGUGGCCUGCCGGGGAUACGGCUGGUUCGAGACCAAGACGAACACGGGGAUGGCCUGGCGGAUCUGGAGCACAGGCCGUCACAAACCGGACUAUCCACCCUUUUUCUUCAUUCCGGCGCCAGCUCGCGCGCCAAUAGUUUCACCUCAACGGUCCCGGCCUGGGCUAGGGUAUACUAUGGCUCUGGCGAACGACGCUUCCUCGGCCGCCGCCCGUCCUUUCUGACCGUCUCCGAAUCGAGUGAUAGCCGGCCGCCGAGCUCGGGCUUCCUCGGUAGCGAAUCCCCGAACUCGGACAAUUUCAAUUUCCCUCAGGCCAUCUUCAGCCCGCGGAGACGUGCCAGGGAAGUCCAACCUGCCGCAGACCAGCGUCCGGCUCCCGAUCAUGCCUCUAUGGAGAUCUCGCCAGCCCCUUCACCAGCCCAGCCACCCCAGGAUCACCGCGUCUUUAGGUCAUUGCGGGAGAAGACCUCGAGCAUCUGGUCUCCGCACCUCCAGCCGGAUCGUCGUGCCAGUCGGUACAGCGUGUGGGACCCCCCGAGUGUGAACUGGUCGGCGGACAGCGGUAUUCUGGGGAAAAGGAACAUCCAAGUGAUUCUCUUCAUUCUCGGGUUUGUUCUUCCCCUCGCCUGGAUGGUUGCCGCAGUGCUUCCACUUCCGCCUAACCCGAAGCUUCGGAUGUUGGACGUCGAAAAUAGCCAAGGCCGUUUCGGGUCCCCUCAUCCAGCGUUUCGGUACCAACAGCAACUCUUGGACGAAUUGAGAUACGAGAGCGCCAGGUGGUGGCGUAAUCUCAAUCGAGGCAUGUCCGUCGUCGGCCUUCUCAUCAUUGGCGCCAUCAUCGCCCUCGCAGUUGUUGGUGUCCGGCAAGGGUGGGGCCACCGCUAG